This is a messenger RNA of Striga hermonthica, 5757 nucleotides long. Lineage: Eukaryota; Viridiplantae; Streptophyta; Magnoliopsida; Lamiales; Orobanchaceae. The record is from the annotation of a GenBank genome assembly.
AUGUCUCGGGUGGAGGAUUUGUGGGAGCGGCUGGUGCGUGCAGCUCUACGUGGACGAAGAGCUGGUGGGGAUUUGUAUGGACGUCCUGAGGCUGACCUAGCUUCCACUGUUCCUUCGUCACUUGGAAACAGAGACAUAGAUGAUAUUCUGAGGGCUGCAGACGAAAUCCAAGAUGAAGAUCCUAAUGUAUCCAGAAUCCUAUGCGAGCAUGCUUAUUCAUUGGCCCAAAAUCUGGAUCCUAAUAGUGAAGGAAGGGGUGUAUUGCAGUUUAAGACUGGUUUGAUGUCUGUCAUCAAGCAAAAGCUGGCUAAGAGGGAGGGUGGAAGCAUCGAUAGAAGCCAAGAUAUUGCUCGCUUACGGGAGUUCUAUAAACUAUAUAGGGAAAAGCAAAAUGUGGAUCAGCUCCGAGAAGAGGAGAUGAAGUUGAGGGAGUCUGGGAUCUUCAGUGGUAACCUUGGAGAGCUGGAGCGUAAAACAGUGAAGAGGAAAAGAGUCUUGGCAACUCUUAAGGUCCUUGGAAAUGUUCUAGAACAGCUGACUAAGGAAGUCUCCCCUGAAGAAGCUGAGAGAUUAAUUCCUGAGGAGCUGAAACGUGUAAUGGAGUCAGAUGCAGCUAUGACAGAUGAUUUAGUUCCCUAUAACAUAAUUCCUUUGGAUGCUCCUACUAUAACUAAUCCUAUUGUGUCUUUCCCUGAGGUUAGAGCUGCAGUUUCUUCAUUGAAGUAUUUCAGUGGCCUUCCUCAGUUACCUGGAACUUUUCCUAUACCGGCUUCAAGGGCGUUAGACAUAUUUGACUUCUUGCAGUAUUCAUUUGGCUUUCAGAAAGACAACGUUUCAAAUCAGCGAGAGCAUGUCGUUCAUCUCCUUACAAAUGAGCAAAGUAGACUUCAUAUUCCUGAAGAACCUGAGGCGAUAUUAGACGGAGAUGCUGUGCGAAGGGUAUUUUUGAAGUCCCUCGACAACUAUAUCAAGUGGUGUAACUAUUUGGGGAUCUUACCCGUGUGGAGCAACUUGGAAGCUGUGAGCAAAGAGAAGAAGUUAAUGUUUGUUUCGCUGUACUACUUGAUAUGGGGUGAAGCAGCAAAUGUCCGAUUUCUUCCGGAAUGCUUAUGCUACAUAUUUCAUCAUAUGGGAAGGGAGCUCGAAGAGUUAUUGCGAAACCAGGUUGCUCAACCAGCCAACAGUUGUGUUUGCGAGUCUGGAGUAUCAUUUAUCGACCAAGUUAUAAGUCCUCUUUAUGAGGUUAUUUCUGCGGAAUCUGCAAACAAUGAUAAUGGGCGUGCGCCUCAUUCAGCCUGGAGAAAUUAUGACGACUUUAAUGAAUAUUUUUGGUCACUGCACUGCUUUGAACUUAGUUGGCCAUGGCGCAAGAGUUCUCCUUUCUUUAUCAAGCCAACACCGAGGUCAAAGAAUGUUCUAAAAUCUAGUGGAGGCAAACGCUGUGGAAAAACCUCCUUUGUCGAACAUAGGACAUUUCUUCAUCUCUAUCACAGUUUUCAUCGUCUGUGGAUAUUCCUUCUGAUGAUGUUUCAGGCACUUACCAUCAUUGCUUUCAACAGAGGUCGUUUCAACUCCAAGACCAUCCGAGAAGUUCUUAGUGUUGGACCAACAUACUUUGUGAUGAAAUUCUUUGAAAGUGUUCUGGACAUCAUAAUGAUGUAUGGAGCAUACUCUACCUCAAGGCGCCUGGCUGUUACCAGAAUUUUUCUUCGCUUUCUCGUCUACAGCUUGGCUUCAGUUUUCAUAUGUUUCCUUUAUGUGAGAGCACUUCAAGAGAGUAGCGGCAACAGCACUUCAGUAAUCUAUAGAUUAUAUGUCAUUGUUCUCGCCAUCUUUGCGGGUGCAAAAUUCUUUUUGAGUUUCUUGUUGCGCAUACCAGCAUGUCACCGCAUGUCCAAUAGGUUUGAUAGUUGGCAGCUGGUUCGUUUUAUUAAGUGGAUGCAUCAGGAACAUUACUAUGUUGGUCGUGGCAUGUAUGAAAGAGCAUCAGAUUUCACAAAGUACAUGAUCUUCUGGUUUGUGGUGCUUGGAUGUAAAUUUGCUUUUGCUUAUUUCCUUCUGGCAAGUGCUAUAAGGCCUUUGGCUGGACCUACACGAACAAUAGUCAACAUGGAUAUAAGACUAUAUUCUUGGCAUGAUUUUGUAUCCAAAAAUAAUCACAAUGCUUUGACCAUAGUAAGCUUAUGGGCGCCCGUGCUGGCUAUUUACCUGAUGGAUAUCCAUCUAUUCUACACCAUCAUAUCUGCUCUAUGGGGUUUCCUGUUGGGCGCCAGAGAUCGUCUUGGAGAGAUUAGAUCUCUGGAUGCUGUUCAUCAACUUUUUGAGAAAUUCCCAGCAGCUUUCAUGAAUACCCUGCACAUACCACUUCCUAGCAGGUUCUCUCUUUUAAUGGAAUUUUUAUUCGAUGUGGAAAAGGACAAAAUUGAUGCUGCUCAGUUUGCCCCCUUUUGGAACGAAAUCGUAAAGAAUCUGAGGGAGGAGGACUAUAUCAGUAAUCAGGAAAUGGAGUUGCUUCUGAUGCCGAAAAAUUCAGGAAGUCUUCCACUAGUCCAGUGGCCGCUUUUUCUUUUAGUGAGCAAGAUUUUCCUGGCAAAAGAUAUUGCUGUGGAGAACAGAGAGUCGCAGGAAGAGAUGCGGGAUAGAAUUUCAAGGGAUGAUUACAUGAAAUAUGCUGUUGAGGAGUGUUUUUUCAGUGUCAAAUAUAUACUUACAGCAAUAUUAGAUGAUGAAGGAAAUAAUGAAGGAAAGAAGUGGGUUGAAAGAAUAUAUGAAGAUAUCCGAGGAAGCAUAGCGAACAGAAGUAUUCAUGUUGACUUUCGGCUAAAUAAACUGCCUCUUGUUAUUCAGAAAGUUACAGCGCUACUGGGAAUACUGAAGAAGGAUCAAACACCUGAACUCGAAACCGGUGCAGUGAAAGCUAUUUUAGAUCUUUAUGAUGUUAUGCGACAUGAUGUUCUUUCAAUUAACAUGAGGGAUCAUUAUGAGACAUGGAAUAUGCUUUCAAAAGCAAGGACUGAAGGUCGUCUCUUUCAAAAUUUGAAGUGGCCUAGAGAUGCUGAGCUGAAAGCACAAGUCAGCCGAUUGUAUUCACUCCUUACCAUCAAAGAUUCUGGCGCAAAUAUCCCCAAGAACCUUGAGGCAAGAAGAAGGCUAGAGUUUUUCACUAAUUCCUUGUUUAUGGAGAUGCCUGCCGCUAAGCCUGUCCGAGAGAUGCUAUCCUUUAGUGUGUUCACUCCAUAUUAUUCGGAGAUUGUACUUUAUAGCAUGACUGAACUCCUUAAAAAAAAUGAAGAUGGCAUUUCAACUUUGUUUUAUCUUCAGAAGAUAUAUCCAGAUGAAUGGAAAAACUUCCUUGCUCGAAUUGGCCGCGAUGAAAAUGCAUCAGAGACGGAACUUGGUGAUAAUCCUAGUCAUAUCCUUGAGCUGAGGUUUUGGGCUUCUUACCGAGGGCAGACAUUGGCUAGAACGGCAGUUCGAGGAAUGAUGUACUACAGAAAAGCUCUGAUGCUUCAAGCAUAUCUGGAACGGAUGUCAGUUGGAGAUUUGGAAUCUGGUAUUGGCAAUCGAUCAGCUGAUGUUCAAGGUUUUGAGUUGUCUCCGGAAGCAAGAGCUCAAGCGGACCUGAAGUUCACUUACGUUGUAACAUGUCAGAUAUAUGGGAAGCAGAAAGAAGAACAGAAACCUGAAGCUGCAGACAUUGCUCUGUUAAUGCAAAGAAAUGAAGCUCUUCGAGUUGCUUUCAUUGACGUGGUUGAAACUAUGAAGGAUGGGAAAGUGCACACUGAAUAUUUCUCUAAACUUGUGAAGGCUGAUAUCAAUAAGAAAGACAAGGAAAUAUAUUCAAUAAAGCUACCAGGGAAUCCGAAACUCGGUGAAGGCAAACCAGAAAAUCAGAAUCAUGCUGUAGUAUUCACUCGCGGUAACGCUGUGCAGACAAUUGAUAUGAAUCAGGAUAACUAUUUCGAGGAAGCAUUGAAGAUAAGAAAUCUUCUUGAAGAGUUCAACUGUGAUCAUGGAUUACGUCCACCUACUAUUCUUGGUGUCAGGGAGCAUGUAUUUACUGGAAGUGUUUCUUCUCUGGCAUACUUUAUGUCGAGUCAAGAAUCUAGCUUUGUCACGCUUGGUCAGCGUGUUCUAGCAAAUCCUCUGAAGGUUCGUAUGCAUUAUGGCCAUCCUGAUGUCUUUGAUAGAGUUUUCCAUAUCACAAGGGGUGGGAUCAGUAAGGCAUCUCGUGUAAUCAAUAUUAGUGAAGAUAUCUUUUCAGGUUUCAAUUCAACUUUACGCCAGGGAAAUGUGACUCACCAUGAAUAUAUUCAGGUUGGCAAGGGGCGAGAUGUUGGGCUCAAUCAAAUUGCUCUUUUUGAGGGUAAAGUUGCUGGGGGUAAUGGUGAGCAAGUUCUUAGUAGGGAUGUUUACAGACUUGGGCAGCUCUUUGAUUUCUUCAGGAUGUUGUCUUUCUACUUCACCACUGUUGGAUACUACUUUUGUACCAUGCUGACAGUGCUGACACUAUAUGCUUUUCUCUACGGGAGGGUAUAUCUGGCUUUAUCUGGGGUUGGUGAAACUAUACAAGACAGAGCGGAUAUAUUAGGCAAUACAGCUCUUAGUGCGACCCUGAAUGCGCAGUUCCUGUUCCAGAUUGGUGCAUUCACAGCAGUUCCCAUGAUUUUAGGCUUCAUCUUAGAACAGGGUUUUCUGAGGGCUGUUGUUAGCUUUGUCACCAUGCAAUUUCAGCUCUGUACAGUCUUCUUCACGUUCUCGCUGGGAACUAGAACACAUUACUUUGGGCGGACUAUACUUCAUGGUGGUGCAAGGUAUCAAGCCACUGGCCGAGGAUUUGUGGUUCGCCACAUCAAGUUUACUGAAAAUUACAGGCUUUACGCGAGAAGUCACUUUGUGAAAGGAAUGGAGAUUGUGCUGCUAUUGGUGAUAUACCUUGCAUAUGGAUACAAUGACGGUGGUGCUUUAUCCUAUAUCCUUCUCACCGUUAGCAGUUGGUUUCUAGCUUUGUCAUGGCUGUUUGCCCCAUAUUUGUUCAACCCGUCUGGAUUUGAGUGGCAGAAGACUGUGGAGGACUUCCAAGAUUGGACAAACUGGCUUCUUUACAGAGGUGGAAUUGGAGUUAAAGGAGAGGAAAGCUGGGAGGCCUGGUGGGAUGAAGAGCUGGCUCAUCUUCGAACAUUCAGUGGCAGAGUGAUGGAAACCAUUCUUAGCCUACGGUUUUUCAUCUUCCAGUACGGUAUCGUAUACAAGCUGCAUGUGCAAGGAUCGGAUACAUCACUUACGGCCUAUGGAUUUUCAUGGGUAGUGUUUGCUGUGCUUAUACUUCUUUUCAAGGUUUUCACCUUCAGUCAGAAAAUGUCCGUGAAUUUCCAGCUGCUGCUUCGUUUCAUCCAAGGUGUCGCGUUUUUACUUGCGGCUGCUGGUUUGGCUGUCGCCAUUGUACUUACUAAUCUCACCAUCACCGAUGUAUUUGCUUGUCUCUUAGCUUUUCUCCCCACCGGGUGGGGAAUUCUCUCUAUUGCUUGUGCUUGGAAGCCUUUGGUGAAGAAAAUAGGAUUGUGGAAGUCCAUGCGGUCGAUCGCUCGUCUAUAUGAUGCUGCUAUGGGGAUUGUUAUUUUCAUCCCAAUUGCUUUGUGCUCGUGGUUCCCAUUUGUGUCGACUUUCCAAACAAGGCUCAUGUUCAACCAAGCUUUCAGCCGGGGUCUCGAAAUUUCUCUUAUCCUUGCUGGGAACAACCCCAACACUGGCAUAUGA